GGCUCUCGUCCGGUCGCUCGCACAUACGCGCACACGCACACGGGAAGGAAGGGAGAGUGUCGGCUCUCUGCAAGCCGCGCUGUGAAGCUUUGCCCUGGAGAGGAUGACAGUGGUAGAGGAAGGGAAUUGAAAGAGACGCAGAAAAGCAGAGGAUGGGGAAAAAACUCAAACGCGAGCAUUCUUUUCGCCCUUAAUCAGCUGUCAUGUGGGUUCAGGGGGGUGCGCGUGGACAGGAAAUCCAGAAUGGCUUCCGGGAUUAACCUCUGCUCUUCAUAGAACUACCCAGAAGUUCACGUCCAUGUGUACAGCCUUUCUUAGUCGGGGAAAUUCCAUAAUGUAAAUGUAUAUCGCUUUGGGUCAUGAACCUUAGAGGAUCCUCCCGGACCAUCCCAUCUAUAGUUUGGAUUUAGAUUCCUCUUUUGCUGGGACUACUGCACAGGUCUGCAGCGGUGGCUGUAGGUGGCGGCUACAGCGGCGGCGGUGGGAGGACCUUGCCACCUCGAAACGCGGGGAUAACUUUACAAAAGCACACGCCACCAUGAGGAUAUCUACCACCUCUUGUCUCUGUCCCUUUCUGGUCUGCCUCUGUUUCAUCCAGAGGUGCUCUGGGGCGAGCCAUCACGUUCCUACCAAAGUGCCCUCCAAGAACCAGACCAAACUGGCUAACGGGGAGACGGAGGUGCACCACAGGCCUAAGCGUGGAUGGAUCUGGAACCAAUUCUUUGUUUUAGAAGAACACAUGGGACCAGAUGCACAGUAUGUGGGAAAGCUUCACUCAAACUCAGACAAAGGUGAUGGAUCUGUCAGGUACAUUCUGAGCGGCGAAGGAGCUGGGACUAUAUUUAUCAUCGAUGAAGUGACAGGGGAUAUUCAUGCCACUAAGAGCUUGGAUCGGGAACGGAAAACACAUUAUGUCCUCCAUGCGCAAGCAUUGGACCGUAACACAGAGGAGGCCCUGGAACCAAAGUCAGAAUUCAUCAUCAAAGUACAAGACAUCAAUGACAAUGCACCCAAAUUUCCAGAUGGACCCUUUGUAGCUUUGGUGCCUGAGAUGUCUGAAGUGGGCACAUCUGUGUUGCAAGUCACAGCAACCGAUGCAGACGACCCCACCUAUGGAAACAGUGCCAGAAUAGUCUACAGUAUCCUACAAGGACAGCCAUAUUUCUCCGUUGACCCCAAAACAGGAAUCAUCAGGACUGCCUUAGCUAACAUGGAUCGAGAAGCCAGAGAACAUUACACUGUUGUCAUCCAAGCCAAAGACAUGGCAGGUCAAGUUGGAGGCCUCUCUGGUUCCACCACCAUCAACAUCACACUGACAGAUGUCAAUGACAACCCGCCCAAGUUUCCCCAAAAAAACUACCAGCUCUACGUUCCUGAAUCAGCUCAAGUAGGGAAGCCUGUAGGAAAGAUCAAAGCCAAUGAUGAGGACCUUGGAGUCAAUGCGGACAUUCGGUACAGCAUCAUCAAUUCAGAGGGGGCCAACAUGUUCUCAAUUUCUGCAGACAGAGACACGAGGGAAGGAAUCAUCAGCCUAAAAAAGCCUCUGAACUUCGAGAGGAAGAAGACCUACACGCUCAACAUCGAGGGGGUGAAUACACAUGUGGAUCCUCGUUUUUCUUAUCUUGGCUCUUUCAAAGACACUGCCACCCUUAAAAUUACAGUUGGGGAUGUGGACGAAGCCCCUGUGUUUUCUAUGGAUUAUUAUAUCAUGGAUGUUUAUGAAAACUCACCAAGUGGCACGGAGGUGGGGGCUGUAACAGCUCGAGAUCCUGACAGCAGGAACAGUCAUGUCAGAUACUUCUUGGACAGAAAAGAGGAAGGUAUAAAUUAUUUCAGAGUCGACGAAUACAGUGGAGUUAUAUAUACAACACUGCCCCUGGACAGGGAAGAUAUGCCUUGGCACAACAUCACUGUUAUGGCCUCGGAGGUUGACAAUCCCAGCCUUCUCAGUCAUGUUCCUGUAACUGUUCAGGUGCUCGAUGUGAAUGACAAUCCACCAGAAAUAGCAACAGAUGAGGAAGUUAUUGUCUGUGAGAGCUCAAGGCCGGGACAGGUGAUCCAGACUGUCACAGCAGUGGAUAAGGAUGACUUUGCCAACGGACAGCGGUUUUCCUUUGCUUCACCAAGCCAGCUACCAGUUAAUCCCAACUUUACCCUUAAGGACAAUGAAGACAGUACAGCCAGCAUUAUUGCAAGACGACGCCGUUUCAACCAUCUGACACAGGAGCUCUACGAGCUGCCCAUUGUAGUGUGGGACGGUGGGGAGCCUUCGCUGAGCGGAACCAGCACCUUGACCCUGCGGGUGUGCCCAUGCCAGCGCCAUGGCAGGAUCCGGAUGUGCCAAGGCGAAGCAUUCCUAUCAUCAGCAGGUCUCAGCACGGGGGCCUUGAUUGCCAUCCUGCUGUGCAUCGUUAUCCUGCUGGCAAUUGUAGUCCUGUUUAUUACUCUAAGGCGGAGCAAGAAAGAGCCCCUUAUCAUCUCUGAAGAAGACAUUAGAGAGAAUGUGGUCACCUAUGAUGAUGAGGGCGGUGGCGAGGAGGACACGGAGGCUUUCGACAUCAUCGCUCUUCGUAACCCGGCUGCCGCAGAGGAGCUCAAGUUCCGACGGGACAUUCGCCCAGAGGGGAGGAAACAUUGCGGCCCGCCCCGCAUCCAUCGCAGCCCGUCUGUGGAGCUGGAUGAGGUGGAUGUGCAUGAAUUCAUCAAGCAGAAACUAGUGGAGGCCGACAUGGACACUAGCGUGCCGCCGUACGAUUCACUUCAGACCUACGCUUACGAGGGUCAGGGCUCACCUACAGGAUCCGUCAGUCCUUUAGACUCACCCGGCACACAUUCGGAGCAGGAUUUUAACUAUCUGGAUGACUGGGGACCCCAGUUCCAGAAACUAGCAGAACUUUACGGAGAUCCAGAGUCAGAUGUGACGACCUAGUCUGUGAUUUCAGUCUUGUUCAACCAAAUCUGUUUGAAAUCCGUUUUUUCAGAUUUUCAGUGAAGGAUAUCAACAAACAGAUAUGCUUUCAAACUGUUUCAGUGGUUUCCAACUUAUACUGUUGAACUAAAAAGGACUGCUCUAUUUUUAUUUAUUUUGUUUUUCAUUUUGUCCCUUUGGAUCAUGGGUCGUUCAUCUGGAAGCAUUAAAUCAGAUUUUGAAAAGGAAGAACAUAAAUAUGGGAAAAGGAAAAUGAUAUUUUCCUUGGUGUAUAUUUUUUAAUGCUCAAUAAAGUCCUGAAAUCCAUAUAAGUGGAU
Molecule: messenger RNA, 3246 nt
Organism: Oreochromis aureus
Lineage: Eukaryota; Metazoa; Chordata; Actinopteri; Cichliformes; Cichlidae
Product: cadherin-18
Exons: 12
Coding region: 539-2929 (796 amino acids)
Biological process (GO): calcium-dependent cell-cell adhesion; cell-cell junction assembly; multicellular organism development
Cellular component (GO): plasma membrane; adherens junction; catenin complex
Molecular function (GO): cadherin binding; calcium ion binding
Source: RefSeq, a predicted model, not a curated record